AUGUUUAAACAGUUUCAGGCCUUAGUUGAGAGGCAAACUGGAAAGAAGCUAAAGAGCAUCCGAACUGAUAACGAGGGAGAGUAUUCUAGCCCUGUUGAUGAUUAUUGCAGACAUCAAGGUUAUGGUCUAGAUGAGUUUGGGUACAUAUUAUAUGAUCCAGUUGACAAGAAACUAAUGAGAAGUCGAGACGUUGUGUUUAUUGAAGAUCAAACAAUACAAGAUAUUGAAAAGACUGAUAGAGAAGUGUUUCAGUGCAAUGAUGGUUCAGUUAACUUGGAUCCAGUUUAUUUGACAGAUUUUCUAGUACAAGUUGAACACGUUGUUCAAGAUGACCAACAGAGUCCAAGUGAUGCAGAUGCACCCUUACAGAAUGAGACCCUUGAUCAGUUUCCAGAACCAGAGAUACCAACGAAUGUUCCACUCGGGAGGUCUAUUAGAGACCGACGACCUUCCACUCGGACUACAAGCUUUUUCAGUGCUUCACAGUGUAGUCUACCUCCUAGGUCCCACCCGGUUGUUGUCUUCAUUUACUCUCUCUUCCAUGCAAGCACUGUUAAUUUCCAAAUCACGAAAACUAUCCUUUUUAUAUUUGUCUAUGUUCUUGAGCUAAAUAGGGAAAGGCCAGUUUGCUGGGAUGGGAAGCAGUAUCACCGGGAAGAUGAUGAGUAUCUUGGCGAUCCACUCUUACCGGAAUCGUCGACAAAUGAUCAUGAAGCUGAGGAUGAUGGAAAAGCCAAAGACCUUGGGAUUGGGCCAAGGAUAUGGAUUGAAUCAAAGAAGCUUUGGUAUAUUGCUGGCCCUGCCAUCUUCAGCCGCGUCGUAAACUUCUCCAUGAGCGUCAUCACUCAAGCCUUUGCCGGUCACCUCGGCGAAGUUGAGCUCGCUGCCCUUUCCAUAGGCCUCAGCGUCAUCCUUGGCUUCAGUUUUGGAUUCUUGUUAGGGAUGGCGAGCGCGUUGGAGACACUGUGUGGUCAGGCUUUUGGGGCGAAGAGGUACCAUAUGCUAGGCAUAUACCUGCAAAGAUCAUGGAUUGUGCUCUUCCUCUCUUCCAUUUUGCUCUUGCCCAUUUACAUUUUUGCGGGUCCCAUUUUGAAACUCUUGGGACAGUCGGACGAGGUGGCGGAGGAGGCUGGUGUGGUGGCUCUUGGGCUGAUACCGUUGCAGCUAGGGCUUGUGUUCAUGUUUCCAAUGCAAAGGUUCUUGCAGUCACAACUCAAGCCGUUUGUGAUUGCUUGGGUUUCUUUUGCGGCUUUACUGGUUAAUCUGUUGACAACUUGGCUCUUCAUUUAUGUGUUGGAUUUUGGAAUUGUGGGUGCGGUUGUUGCUUUGGACAUCUCUUGGUGGGUUUCUGUUCUGGCGUUGUAUGGAUAUGUUACGUGCGGUGGAUGCCCUCUAAGUUGGACAGGAUUCUCUUUGCAAGCCUUUUCGGGUCUCUGGGAAUUCAUCAAACUCUCUGUGGCUUCUGGAGUUAUGCUCUGCUUGGAGAGCUGGUACUACACAAUAGUGGUCUUGAUGACUGGGUACUUGAAGAAUGCCACCAUUGCUGUGGAUGCCUUGUCAAUCUGCACAAACAUCAAUGGGUGGGAGAUGAUGAUCCAUUUGGGUUUCUUUGCCGGUGCUGGAGUAAGGGUGGCUAAUGAACUGGGAGCCGGUAAUGGCAAAGCAGCAAGAUUUGCAACUAUCGUGGCUGUCUCCUAUUCUGCUGCUAUUGGACUCUUUUUCUGCAUACUAAUCUUGAUACUCCAUGACAAAGUCGCAUACAUAUUCACGUCUAGUGCUGAAGUCCUCCAAGCAGUUGAUAAGAUGUCAUAUCUCUUAGGGAUCACAAUUCUACUUAACAGUGUUCAACCGGUUUUAUCAGGGGUGGCUGUUGGAUCGGGAUGGCAAGCAUUUGUUGCAUAUAUAAAUCUUGGGUGCUACUACAUUAUUGGACUUCCUCUUGGAUUUCUAAUGGGAUGGGCCUUUGACUUUGGUGUCAUGGGUAUUUGGGGAGGGAUGAUAUUUGGGACUGCCAUUCAAACUUUAAUAUUGGCCAUCAUAACAAUUCGAAGCGAUUGGAAGAAACAAGCAAAGGACGCUAGCAAGCAUGUAACUAAGUGGUCAAACCCUAAACCGGAACCGAAUGAUCAACAUGAUGUUCAACAUUAAUUAACAAAAUCGCUAAUGGUUUUGUGCAUGUUCCAUUUCUUAUUCAUCAACAUAUAUACAUUUUUCUAACGUUCGAUCGAGUUUCAUUUUUA
Messenger RNA from Juglans microcarpa x Juglans regia, 2240 nucleotides. Its product is annotated as protein DETOXIFICATION 27-like. The transcript has 10 exons. Gene Ontology annotation, biological process: xenobiotic detoxification by transmembrane export across the plasma membrane. Lineage: Eukaryota; Viridiplantae; Streptophyta; Magnoliopsida; Fagales; Juglandaceae. The record is from RefSeq and is a predicted model, not a curated record. The coding region runs from base 1 to 2148 and encodes 715 amino acids. Gene Ontology annotation, cellular component: membrane. Gene Ontology annotation, molecular function: antiporter activity; xenobiotic transmembrane transporter activity.